Acaulospora morrowiae is the source of this 254-nucleotide messenger RNA. The record is from the annotation of a GenBank genome assembly. Lineage: Eukaryota; Fungi; Glomeromycota; Glomeromycetes; Diversisporales; Acaulosporaceae.
CAGAGAUAAUAAACGGGAUUCCAGUAAAUAGUACUUUUGACAGUCGGGUGAACACCGACAUGACUACGGAAUUUCUCGUCCAACUGAGCGUCCCUGAUGACCUGGGAGAAGACAUAUGGAAACCCGGGGAUACCACCCAACAAGACUACGUAAAAGAUUGGGAGAGUAUUUAUCGAGAAUUUGAUGGUCAUUUAUCGAGACUUUCGGAGUUAACGUUUGUCGAGACUUUGGGUGAGACCUCACUAGAGACUUGA